Molecule: messenger RNA, 707 nt
Organism: Rhizophagus irregularis DAOM 181602=DAOM 197198
Lineage: Eukaryota; Fungi; Glomeromycota; Glomeromycetes; Glomerales; Glomeraceae
Source: RefSeq, a predicted model, not a curated record
GAUGCUGAGAAUUCGCUUUUUUAUCCGAACGUGAUUCGAAUGAUGCAACCGUUAGUCAGGACGAGCUUGUACCGUUAAAGAAUACUCACAAGCGAUUAUUCUCUGAGACUGGUGAUGACUUGCCCUCAUCCCAUAUAAUAUCAGUAAUGGAACAAUACCGUGUGAAAUCAACAACCUCAAAAUACGAUCUUGUUCAUAGCUUCAUUUUAGACUUAACUCCCUGUUCACGGAUAGAAAAAGAGUUCGAACCCGAAUUUUGGGCUGAGCUUAUAGCAGACCGACCACCUGCAGCUAAUGCCAAAUAUUACGAAGAAAUUGGAACAAUUUGUGACCAUCUGUUCGGGUCUGCCAAUGAGAAGGUAAGGAGUAAGAGGCGACCCAAACUACACGAAUCCCGUGAUAAAUGGGAGAAAAUAAGGGAGUUAAAAGCUCCAGAACAUAAUGAUGAUUUUUCAUACUAUGGGGAAGACUGGAAGAAAAUCCUGUAUUGGGUCGAACGUGCUGUCGGAACAUUUUUAGAUGCUUUUGAAUCUGAAUAUAAUCCGAUUCAGCAAAACGAUUGUGGAGAAAGAGAAUGGUUCGGAGAAUACGUUCUUCCUAUUUUUCAGGGGGCUUUAAAAUUGAACAGUUUCUGUCGUGUCCCUUGGGGAGAAGUUACGGUAGUCGCCAGUUGUCGAAGACGAAACGAAGAUAAAAAUAAGAUAGAA